AGAGGCGAAACGGCACCGUUUGCUGUGUCGUUGGUUCCACCAAUUUGCACUUUGCAGUUGCUUGCUUCCGUUCCAACCUCCAACCCAAUCCACUAUAUUUUAUCUAUUCUAUUCUCUUUCCCUCACCAACACAACACAUUACACACGCCAUUUCUCUCUAAGUCUUCUCUCCCCCUCACCCCACUCCUUCGCCACCCAACCCCAAACGACGCCGUCUCCACUUCUCUCAUGUAACCGCCGUUCCGGGACACAAAAACAAACUUCCGUUGUUCUCGUUCGUUUUUUUUUGUCCGGUUCGGUUUUUUUAGAUGGAUCGGGCGGCGUUGACGAUUGGACCGGCCAUGGACAUGCCGAUCAUGCACGACAGCGACCGUUACGAUCUGGUCCGCGACAUCGGGUCGGGGAAUUUCGGCGUAGCGAGGUUGAUGCAGGAUAAGCAAACCAAGGAACUCGUUGCCGUGAAGUACAUCGAAAGGGGUGAUAAGAUUGAUGAAAAUGUAAAGAGGGAAAUCAUUAAUCACAGGUCUCUCAGACAUCCUAACAUUGUUAGGUUUAAAGAGGUUAUUUUAACACCUACUCAUCUUGCUAUUGUAAUGGAAUAUGCAUCUGGAGGAGAGCUCUUUGCGAGAAUCUGCAAUGCUGGACGUUUUACUGAGGACGAGGCUCGAUUCUUCUUUCAGCAACUCAUAUCUGGAGUCAGCUAUUGCCAUGCUAUGCAAGUAUGUCAUCGGGACUUAAAGCUGGAAAACACUUUGCUGGAUGGAAGCCCGGCACCUCGUUUGAAGAUAUGCGAUUUUGGGUACUCCAAGUCUUCAGUGCUUCAUUCACAACCAAAGUCAACUGUGGGAACUCCCGCAUAUAUUGCUCCAGAAGUAUUGCUGAAACAAGAGUAUGAUGGCAAGAUUGCAGAUGUCUGGUCAUGCGGUGUGACCUUAUAUGUGAUGCUAGUGGGAGCAUAUCCUUUUGAAGAUCCUAAUGAACCAAAGGACUUCCGGAAGACAAUUCAGAGAAUUCUUAGUGUCCAGUAUUCCAUUCCAGACUGUGUUCAAAUAUCUCAAGAGUGUCGCCACCUUAUCUCAAGGAUCUUUGUUUUUGACCCAGCAGAGAGAAUCACCAUGUCUGAAAUCUGGAAUCAUGAAUGGUUUCUGAAGAAUCUCCCUGCGGACCUGAUGGAUGAGAAGAUAAUGAGUAAUCAAUUUGAAGAGCCAGACCAACCCAUGCAGAGCAUUGAUACGAUCAUGCAGAUAAUUUCAGAAGCCACCGUACCAGCAGCUGGGACCUAUACUUUUGACCAGUUUAUGGGGGAGUCAAUUUAUGACUUAGAAUCUGAAUCUGAUGCUGAAUCUGAGCUUGCUAUAGAUAGCAGUGGGGAAAUAGUGUAUGCCAUAUAAUUUGAUCUUGGCUAUACACUUGGAAAGACAACAUAUUAAAUGGAGAGCAUAUCUUAAUAUGGCAUUUUCAGCAUCAAGAGAAAUAUGUGGUGCCCUCAGUUUAUGUAGAUUAGCAUGGAUACUACAAACUUCAUGUUAAUUUAUGUAUGUAUGUUUGCAUACUUGGAGGUUCCAGCGUCCAAGCCAUUUACCUGUAUUCAGUGUUGGUCGCUGAGGGAAGAAGUGAUUGAUACCCUUUCCCCACUUCAUGGGGAAUGCUUGGUUUAUAUAUAAUAUUAUUAUAUUAUAUAUUAUUUACAUUAGCCUUUUUGUUGUUUUCCAGCUACUUAAAUUGGCUGAUGGGUGAAUCAUGUUUCAUGCCCCUGUUUUAUACACAUACUCCAUGUAUAAACAGUUCUUUUUCAUUAGGGAUAUUUGUCACAGUUGCUAGUUAAUGUAACUUUAGUACAUGUGUAUGUGUAUACUGUGAUGCGGCGGAUUCUAUUCCAGUGUAGUACCAUUUCAUCUGUUAUUCCUUAACGUUGGCA
Messenger RNA from Cajanus cajan (pigeon pea), 1918 nucleotides. Its product is annotated as serine/threonine-protein kinase SRK2I. The record is from RefSeq and is a predicted model, not a curated record. Gene Ontology annotation, biological process: protein phosphorylation. Gene Ontology annotation, molecular function: protein serine/threonine kinase activity; ATP binding. Gene Ontology annotation, cellular component: nucleus. NCBI's taxonomy places the organism in Eukaryota, Viridiplantae, Streptophyta, Magnoliopsida, Fabales, Fabaceae.